GGAGCGCAGCGGGCAAAGAAGGGUCGCCACACGAAGGCGUCCCUCAUGAUCGGGUCCCUGAACAUAUGCGGACGAGGUAACCUAUUUGGAACCCGAAAUAACAAGUGGAAUGAGAUCAAUCAGCUCCUGAGAGAGAAGAAAAUCGGUAUCCUGGCACUACAGGAAACGCACUUGGAUGAUGACUUGACGUCCGAAGUUCAUAGACUAUACGGCAGACGUGUUCGUGUCUUCAACAGCGAGUCUGCGAACUCCACAGGAGCGCAAGGUGUAGCUUUCGCACUUAACCGCGAAAUAGUAGAUACCUGUGGGAUAGAAACCGAAGAUAUCGUACCAGGCCGAGCCUUGCUUCUUCGCAUGAGAUGGCACGCGGACCGCUCCCUCACGGUCCUGAACGUUUACGCUCCGAACGGCCAUACGGAGAACGCAGCCUUCUGGACAACGCUCCGAGACCACUUCCUCCGGGCGAAUACGAAGAAGCCAGACAUUGUCUUGGGCGACUUCAAUCUUGUCGAAGAAGCAAUUGACCGGCUCCCAGCGAGGGAAGACCCGAGUGCCGCGGUGAAGUGUCUGAAGGAAUUCAUAGACACAGUGAGAGUGUCCGAUGGCUGGCGCCUGUGUGAGCCAACAAAGAAAGACUAUUCUUUCCCACAACGUGGGGGGUCCUCUUCCUCCCGUCUCGACCGUAUAUACGCCAGCAGGGACAUAUUGUCCCGCGCGUUAACAUGGGAGAUCCGUACCACUGGCGUCCCGACUGACCACUGCCUUGUGACGGCGACCAUCACGGCGGCAGCCGCCCCCUACAUCGGGAAAGGACGAUGGGCUAUGCCCGCCACGCUACUCUCAGACUCGACUUUUGUGGAAACCGCUGUCCGCCUGGGCGAAGAGAAGUGGGAAAAGGCCAAAGGAGCUGUCGGUGACAAUAGAACCGACGAUGCGAAUCCGCAGACCCUGUUCAAGGAAUUUAAAGACGAAGUGAGAGCCGCCGCAAGGAGGAGGAUGCGAGAGAAGGUCCCCAAGCUGGAAGCAGCCAUCCGCAAGACCCGCGAUCACAUACAAACCAUAAGCUCGUCCACCUCCUUCAGUAAUGACAGUGAGCAGCAAAGAGAAGUCGGGAUUCUGCGCGACAGACUGCAUGGCCUAGAACGGAAACGCCACGGCCAGGUACAGGCCUCAACAACCGCGAGGUACAUCCUCAACGCUGAAUGCCCGAGUAAGUACUGGUCUGCGGUAAAC
Messenger RNA from Rhodofomes roseus, 1233 nucleotides. RefSeq names its product Endonuclease/exonuclease/phosphatase. Gene Ontology annotation, cellular component: nucleus. The transcript has a single exon. The annotation marks the transcript as partial. NCBI's taxonomy places the organism in Eukaryota, Fungi, Basidiomycota, Agaricomycetes, Polyporales, Fomitopsidaceae. Gene Ontology annotation, biological process: base-excision repair. Gene Ontology annotation, molecular function: double-stranded DNA 3'-5' DNA exonuclease activity; phosphoric diester hydrolase activity; DNA-(apurinic or apyrimidinic site) endonuclease activity. The record is from RefSeq and is a predicted model, not a curated record.